Molecule: messenger RNA, 2247 nt
Organism: Drosophila kikkawai
Lineage: Eukaryota; Metazoa; Arthropoda; Insecta; Diptera; Drosophilidae
Product: calcium/calmodulin-dependent protein kinase kinase 2
Biological process (GO): intracellular signal transduction; protein phosphorylation; positive regulation of protein kinase activity
Cellular component (GO): cytoplasm
Molecular function (GO): ATP binding; calmodulin binding; calcium/calmodulin-dependent protein kinase activity
Source: RefSeq, a predicted model, not a curated record
UCAGCGGUCGACUGUUGCUCAAAAUGUGCGCUUAUUUUCUGGUGUAGAUACAUAUGUACAUUCUAUGUACUAUAUACCAAAACAGCAGUUUGUGAUGUGGAGCUGCACAGCACAAAUAUGUACAUACAAAUGUGUAAUAAAAAUUAUAUAAAAUUUAUACAGCUAGUAGAAGUGUGGCAAAGGUAGCGUUUAUUUGACUGAAAUCCAAAAAGGUUGUGAACUCGGAAGAUUAAGAAAAUAUAAGAUUAUAUUACCUAAAGAGAUCAUACUGCUAAGAGGCAACUAAUAAUGUAAAAAGAUUUUAUCUGCCUUCGGAAAUUUAUCAUAAGCAAAACCCAAAUAUUCAAAACCACAGGUUAGGCUUUAAUUGAAAGGACUAAAAAUGAAUGACAGCGAAGAGUUCAUUGAAAAGUCAACAGACUGUGUAUCAAAUAUUUCCAAAAAAUUUGAUCAAUGCUUAAAUUUGGAUAACGAGUUUUUAAAAAAAUUACCUAACGAUAUUUCGUGUUCUCCACUUCAAAAAAUUGUUCCAUCGACGCAUCAAUCGAUUGAAAGUCGCCCCAUCUAUCCAAAUGUUCCAUAUAGUCCAUAUGGUAGUCCCUUUGGCAGCCCUAGUUCCAGCCGACGCCGACCAGCUUUUCGAGAGUCUCGAAGGAUUUCAAUAGAAAAAUCAGGAAGUUUCCUUCAAUUGAAUCAAUAUAAAUUAAUGGAUAAAAUUGGUCAGGGUUCAUAUGGUCUCGUGAAGUUGGCUUAUUCUGAAGAAGACUCUACACAUUAUGCAAUGAAAAUUCUUUCAAAAAAGCGCCUCUUACGACAAGCUGGACUCAUGCGCCGUGGUCCAAAAAAAGCAAUAUCUCCACUUGAUCGGGUUUACAGAGAAAUAGCUGUUUUAAAAAAGCUAGAUCAUCCAAACGUCGUUAAACUGGUUGAAGUAUUGGAUGACCCACUGGAGGACUCUUUAUAUAUGGUUUUUGAAUUGGUAAAACAAGGAGAAGUAUUAAGUAUCCCAACCAAUAGGCCAUUGUCGGAAGAAAAGGUCCUGAGUAUUUUUCGCGAUUCUUUACUUGGAUUGGAAUAUUUGCAUUACCAAAAAAUUAUCCAUGCCGACAUAAAGCCUGGGAACCUAUUACUGACGGAAUUUGGGCAUGUGAAAAUAGCAGAUCUCGGUGUGUGCAACGAAUUUUUCGGAGAUGAUGCCAAAAUAAGUAAUGGAUCGACUGCAGGAACACCGGCUUUCAGAGCACCAGAAACUCUGAUUUUAGGGGAGAGCCAAUAUUGUGGAAGAGCAGCUGACGUCUGGUCGUUAGGUGCUACUCUGUAUUCGUUGAUAUUUGGAAAUGUACCGUUUUUAGCUGAAUCAGUGCCCUUAUUGUAUGAUAAAAUAAGACGAGAUCCUGUUGUGUUUCCAGAAAAUAUACAUAUCUCAGAAGAUUUGAAAAGCUGCAUAUUUCGAAUGUUGGACAAAGAUGUCAAUAAUAGAAUAUCAAUUCCGCAGUUAAAGAUGAAUAAAUGGGUAACUUCUGGUGGCUUAUUUCCCUUGCCAACUGAGGAAGAAAAUUGUUGUUUGGUUCAAGUCGAUGAUGAAGACAUAAACUCUGUUGUGCGCAGCAUACCUAAACUGGACACUCUAAUAUUAAUAAAAACAAUGUUAAAAAAACAUUCUUUUGGAAAUCCAUUCGUUAAAGGUGAUUCCGAAAAGUCGUUGAGGCCAAGUGGGUCACGGAUAGAAAGAUUUGUUCGUGCAGGUCGAUCAAACUCAGCACCAGGUUCAUAUCAUAUUGUGGUAAACAGGCAGUCAUCAGCCGACGUUCUACUUCCAUCAGUAACAGAACAUUAUUAAAUUCAAAGUAAUGAAAAUGUUAAGCUUCUUUUUAAUAUGAAUCAAAGGCUUCAUUAAUGGUAUACGAUUUUAUGUUGAUUUAAACGUGCCAUAUAUAUAUAAAACGAUUAAAAAAAGAACAGAUACAUGAUAUCUCUGUAUGUACAUAUAUAUUUCUUUUUUUUUGAUAAUGGUGAAUUUCUGGCAAUUAAUUGAUCAACUUUAAACCUAUAGAAGCUAAAGACACCAAAUCAACACAAAGUUAAAUCCACGCAAGGAAGAGAAACCCGUGAUGCUGCAAAAAGGUGUGCACAAUAACUUAAAAUCUACUGGACCAAUGGUUUUGAUCUAAUGUAACAUAAUUUCUGUAACUAAUUCUAUAUUAAAAAAAAAAAUUGCACGUGUACCUCGGCACAUUUUUCUCACAA